AUGAAUAGUACCACUCCGUCCCCCACCAAUAAUGGGGAUGUGGCGGUCGGCUAUGUGUUGGUGCCAUUCUUCCUCAUCACCAUCAUCGGAAUCGUUGUAGCCGUGAUCUUGUACAUUCGCAAAAAAAGAAGACUUGACAGACUCCGCCAUCAGCUGCUACCAAUUUACUCAUAUGACCCAUCUGAGGAGGUGAAUGAAGCUGAACAAGAGAUGCUUUGGCGAGAAGAGGAUACCAGAGUUGUUCAAGGUUGGGCAAAAAGUUAUCAACAACGACGCCCUCUUCUGACCAAAAAUGCUUGA
Molecule: messenger RNA, 300 nt
Organism: Nerophis lumbriciformis (worm pipefish)
Lineage: Eukaryota; Metazoa; Chordata; Actinopteri; Syngnathiformes; Syngnathidae
Source: RefSeq, a predicted model, not a curated record